Trichoderma breve is the source of this 1233-nucleotide messenger RNA. RefSeq names its product fungal specific transcription factor domain-containing protein. Gene Ontology annotation, molecular function: DNA-binding transcription activator activity, RNA polymerase II-specific; zinc ion binding. NCBI's taxonomy places the organism in Eukaryota, Fungi, Ascomycota, Sordariomycetes, Hypocreales, Hypocreaceae. Gene Ontology annotation, biological process: regulation of transcription by RNA polymerase II. Bases 1 to 1233 code for a protein of 410 amino acids. The transcript is spliced from 3 exons. The record is from RefSeq and is a predicted model, not a curated record.
AUGGCAGGCUCAUCUCCACCCGCGAACAAACGCCGAGCUCAUACGAAAUCGAGAACAGGUUGUGCCGAGUGUAGGAGGAGGCGUGUCAAGUGCGGAGAAGAGAAGCCGCGUUGCAGACAUUGCUUCCGACGAAGUAUCCCAUGUCUGUAUCCGUCUCAGGAUCCUCUCCCGAUUCACCCGGCUAAGGCGAGCUCAUCUCUCGUGAGUGUGUCUCCUCUGCCGGCUGCAACAAGCUCUCGAUGUCAUUCUCCUCUCGGAAGGGUUGAGAAGAGUGGUGGCACAAUUCCAACUUACACCAUCAAGGACAUGGCUCUAUUACACCACUGGACAUGGUCGACGAGCAAAAGUGUUGCCGACUUUCCCGACGUGAGCCGCUACUGGCAGACCGUAUUUCCACAAAUUGCGUUUGAGCAUACUUUCGUCAUGCACGCCAUUCUCAGCUUGGCUGCUUUGCAUCAGGCAUACCUUUACCCAGAAAGAAGAAAGCAGCUGACAAUGGAGGCUAUGCGGUAUCACAACCAGGCAAUACACGGCUUCCAGCGCGGCAUCGAGCAUAUGAAUGAUGGUAAUAGCGAUGCGCUGUUCGCGUGGUCCUCGUUAAACAUCAUUUAUGUGUUUGCCACGUACGGGCAACUUUACGACGAUGUGGAACUCGAUAUGACCCCGGCAGCCCGAAAGUCACGAGUACUAGGCGUGGAGUGGCUUCCAAUGGUACGUGGUGUUGAAGCCAUUCUACAUCCCGUGUACCAGCACGUCCGAUUCGGACCAUUGAGUUCGCUAUUGAGCACUGGAAAUUGGGAUCAGCUAGAUCCGGACUCCGAGCGUGUAGCCGAUGAUGAGCGCUUCCGUAACCUUGGCGAUAUAUGGGCAGAUAGUGGUGACCAUAAUAUCUACGACAAGACCUUAUUUCUUCUCAGAAAAUCUCUAGCAUAUAUGAAACAGUUCGAAACCAUGAAUGCUGAGACCGCGGGGACUUUGACUUAUAACAGAAGAUUGUCUGGGCCUAUUGUCUGGGUAUUAACCACGCCUGGGGAAUAUUUUCAGCGAUUACACCAACGACAACCACAUGCGAUGCUGCUCUUUGCUUACUUUGGUGUGGUAAUUCAUAGCUUGAAUGGUUACUGGUUUUUUGGAGGAUGGGGAAGGAAUAUUGUAGAAGUAGUUGAUGAACUAUUAGGGGAGUACUGGAAACCGUGGACAGAAUGGCCAAAACAGGCUGUAGGUCUUUCAUAG